Molecule: messenger RNA, 2100 nt
Organism: Alternaria atra
Lineage: Eukaryota; Fungi; Ascomycota; Dothideomycetes; Pleosporales; Pleosporaceae
Exons: 4
Coding region: 1-2100 (699 amino acids)
Source: RefSeq, a predicted model, not a curated record
AUGAGCACCACAACACUGCCAAAACACUCCUCUCCCCGACGCCACUACUUCGAGACCGCUUCAAAUAUUCUGCACAGCGAGGAAACAAUACACAUGGAUGCAGGCGACACCGGCCCUGUUCCUAGGCCAAAGCCAAACAAGAUCAUACCGGUACCUCAAGAGUUCCGUCGCCUCACUCAUGCCAGAGAGCGCGAAAUCGUCGUUAACGAUGUCAAGGUCAGUACUGGUUGUGUAGUCAUUCCACAGUGUGAGAAUGGCAGGAUUUACCAGUUUGGCAUCGCAGGAGGAGGUGCAGGACUGGAAAAGGCCGUGCGGUAUAUCAAUCAGUGGAUUGCCAAUGCGCACGUCAAGUCGAAGGAUUCCUCGGCGUGGGCAAGGAUGCCAGCUUUCGACCCGAACAAGUGGUACUACGAGCAAAUCGAAGAGAUGGAGCGUGAGCGCAAGGAAGUGUUCAGGGGGGCAGCGCCUAAGGUGUCAGAAGGUGAAAUACCGCUACAAAGCCUCAUCAUGCAUUGGCCAGAGGAUCUCAUCAAUCAGAGCAUCACCCCCCGCGACGUCUUCGAUAACAAGUUGGAAGCGCUUGAUGCUAUCCGGACUCACGAUGAAGUUUUCAUUUCGCUUCUCUCUACCCAGGGCGACGUCUGGCAGAUUAAGAUACAAGCCGUAGACGUGGCGAACAUAGAAGCGGCCGAAGCGCAUCUCAAGACGAUGAUCGACAAAGUCAAGGCUGAAACGAUGGGGCUACAGCAUACGCUAAACAUGAUUCUUGACGACCAAGAGGGGAUGGAGGUCGAGCUGGAGGAGGCUGACGCGUGGUGGCCGAACCUACAAGACCGAAUCGUACCCCGCCUCCUUCCUAGUGGUAUGAUGGAACCACCUGGAAGUUUUCGCGGUGAUAUCAUGCACUUUACACAGCUCUCCAAGAUCCAGCGUUCGGUUCAGCUGGCUCUUGACGCCGUGCGUCACAAGAAAGGUGCUUACGAUAUGACCAUCCGUCUAGGGUGCCUGGCGCUGAACUCGAGACAAAUUAAGGAAGACAAGAUUGGCAACAAGUACAUGAAGGAGGUUUUCUUGAAGUCGAUCGAUGGAUCGGUUGGCCUUGAAGCAAAGAAGUGGCUUGCCGACGACGUACUGGGCCGCCAGAUUUUAGGAUCAUUCUACACGGCUGAUGAAUUCCUUGAACCUACAAAGUCUUCUAAUUACUUCGGCUACAUGCCUAAAUCUCUGCAGGGAACCCGCCCUAUGUUCCGAGGAACAUGGGUGUUCGCAGACCCAAACACUGUCACUGCUCCGCCUCAAGCUACGGCUAUCCAUCAUUCUGGGCGGCCCAAACCGUUCAACCAAAAGCCUGUUAGUACCGCGGAUUCAACACCAGCACCAAAGGUACAGUCCAGCCUUAUCGUGGUUCAAGUUGAUUGGGCGGACGACGAAGAGGGGUUGUAUGAGAAGACCACUACCCGAUUUUACAGGACAGAACAGGGUAAAUCAGGCCCAAGGAAGAACAUGGAUAUCAACCUGCUUGAGCUAGGAGAGAGCCGAGGGUGGCACUUUGCGCUUGAGUCGCUGAUUCCCGUGGCAUCGAAAAGCAUUUCGCCUGUGAUAACUGGGUUCGCUGAGCGAGUUAAGAUGAGGCCCGAUCAUGAUCAUCGUUCCAGUGAAAGCUUCGCCGAGUGGGAACAGACACCGACUGUCAAGAAGUAUCUACGGACAGGCCGUCUAGAUACCAUCUACUCUUUUGGCAUCAAGCAGACAUGCUACAAAGUCGAGGUUAUGGGCAUGUGGUAUCCGGGACAGAAGCUUCCUGUCUGGGGUCUUUCUGUUCGUCACCCGGAAUGGGCAACUCACCUCGCCGAGCUUGAGCGUCUGCCCAUUGGUCGCAAAGCUGACUGGGGCGAUACCAUCGCUACAUUCCUGCCAGACGACGGUCAGUCUUGUUACUCUAGUGCCGUCGAGGACGAAGACUUCGGAAUGAGGAACCUCAACCUGGGUAUCGGCGUCGAGGCACCGCUACACGAUGGAAUUCGCAUCCUCAUGGACAAGUUGCUCCAGCUCUCGGCUACUGUCAGCGCAGUUACGGACAUGGGAGGCGUCUCUAUCUAA